Molecule: messenger RNA, 510 nt
Organism: Knipowitschia caucasica
Lineage: Eukaryota; Metazoa; Chordata; Actinopteri; Gobiiformes; Gobiidae
Source: the annotation of a GenBank genome assembly
AUGUCUGAGGACCUCCGCGCGGAGUUGGACUCGUUCCUGCAGAGUCUGGACAUCCAGACGGACUGUGUCCUGCACCCGCAGGUGUUCACGGUGGAGGAGAUGAUGUCACACCUUCAGGGCGUGAGCGGAGCCGUCUCCAAGAACCUGUUUCUGAAAGACAAGAAGAAGAAGAGUCUGUGGCUGGUGUCGACUCGCCACGAUCGACAGGUGAACCUCAACGAUCUCGCCAAGAAGCUCGGAGUCGGCAGCGGGAACCUGCGCUUUGCAGACGAAGCCGUCAUGGUGGAAAAACUCAAGGUGGGACAGGGCUGUGCCUCCGCCCUCUCGCUCCUCUUCGAUCGGGACCAGAGCGUGAAGUUUGUCCUGGACCGAGACCUGGUGGAGGGCGGGCACCAGAGGGUCUACUUCCACCCCAUGACCAACUCUGCCAGCAUGGGUCUGAAGCCGGAGGACCUGCUGCGCUUCCUGGAGCAGACCGGACACCAGCCCAUCCUGCACUGCUUUGAAUAG